AUGUUGGGGAGCUACUACACCCAGUCCCAUGGUCUGGUGUUUGUGGUCGAUUUGUGGUCGAUUCACAAAAGCCUCCAAGACACCAGGGUCGCCAUUACUGACGUCCUACAGCACACCCACAUCGCUGGCAAGGCUGUCCUACUGCUUGCCAAUAAGCAGGACCUGUCUGGGGCUCUGGGAGAGGUGGAGCUGAUACACUGUCUCUCUCUGGAGAAACUGGUCAACAGACACCAAUGUCGCUGCCACAUUAAGUUGUGCUUAGCUGUGCUUGGCUCAGGGAAGACCCUGGAUACGUCCAUCAGCGAGGGGGUGGAAUGGCUACUGGACUACAUCUCCCAUGAUUAUAUUAAUGAGCGUGUGCAGAUGGAUACAGCACAUAAGAGGGCCAGAGAGGAGGACAAGAGAAAAAGAGAAGAGAUAGCAUGCUUAGAGAAAGAGGACAGGUGA
Oncorhynchus kisutch (coho salmon) is the source of this 447-nucleotide messenger RNA. Its product is annotated as ADP-ribosylation factor-like protein 13B. Gene Ontology annotation, biological process: receptor localization to non-motile cilium; non-motile cilium assembly. The transcript is spliced from 3 exons. The record is from RefSeq and is a predicted model, not a curated record. Gene Ontology annotation, molecular function: GTPase activity; GTP binding. Lineage: Eukaryota; Metazoa; Chordata; Actinopteri; Salmoniformes; Salmonidae. Gene Ontology annotation, cellular component: ciliary membrane; non-motile cilium. The coding region runs from base 1 to 447 and encodes 148 amino acids.